Molecule: messenger RNA, 2919 nt
Organism: Mesorhabditis spiculigera
Lineage: Eukaryota; Metazoa; Nematoda; Chromadorea; Rhabditida; Rhabditidae
Source: the annotation of a GenBank genome assembly
AUGGUGCUCCUAAUAUCCACCUAUGUAUCACCCACCAUCUUCUCCUUUAUAUUCCCUUUUGAGGCGACCCGCCGCGACAGCCGUGCGCACAGCCGGAAGGCCUGCAACCGGAAACAGCUCGCGGCCUCCGAUCGCCCUACGCGAUCCAUCUCCCUGAUCCAUGCAUUAACCCCGCCAGCGCGAUCGAGCCAGCUCAAAAAUCUUUUAACUUUGCACAACCCACCUGCCGGCUACUUGCUUCGCAACGUCGUGAUGGCCGCCCUAAAAAGCUCGAGGACGCAGUUGACGAUGCUGCCGAACGAGGGCUUCCAGAAGCUGCUGCACGACCUCUUUUGCUUGUGGCAUGAUGUGCGGCGUCACUACGACCCGCCGCUUACUGACAGCGAAGAGGAGAAGAAAGCCAAGAUCAAAGCUAUGAUUUGCCGCCUUCUUUCUGAGAUCGAUGGUCGCGUGCAACGGAUUAAGACCAAUAUGAAUGCACAGCCGAGGGACCAAGCCUUCUACGAAGAAUGGACGAUGUUAACCUGGAACGUCCUCUGCAUUACCUCUCGGUUGCAGAACAGUCUCCAGGCUAUGGUUACUACGGCGGACGAUCGCGCGAUUCUGGAUCGCCUGAACCAAGCGCUCGUUGAGCUGGUCAACUAUGCCAGGCAAGCGCUGCACCUGCUGAAAGACACGAUGGACAAUACGAUGGUCCAGCUCCAUCAGUUGUACAGAUUGAUGAACACAACACAAUUCGUUGGCCCCGCCGACCUCGAGCAGUUCCACCGCGAGCUCACUGGAUUCCAGGAAGGAUCGCUGAACCCGUGCAUCGAAAUGUUCAAGAAAUACUGCAAUCGCAACUGCGAGCGGCUCUGGCGAGACGUGCGGGCCGCGCAAGUGAUGCGAAUGCGAGACCAAGUUGACCCGGAGAACGAUUCGAUCAACGAGCUCGUCGCCUUCUACUCGAACAUGAUGUUCAUCCUCGCCAUCCUUGGCGCCCGACUACAGGGUUUCCGCUACGAUUUGACAAUCUCGAAGAAGAUGUACGGAUCGUUUGACCCGGUUCAACCGCUCUCCGAAGCCGUUUUUGCUGCUUUGGAUCUGCUGAUGAGCGACUGUGUGCUUGCCACUGAGCCUUCCACAAAUGCCAUCCUCGUCACCAACAACUUGUUCAGCAUGAACGUCGGCGCCUUGGCACGCGGUGUUGUCUUCAAGGACUUUGAAAUUCAGGUCGUCUCCGAAGAAAUUGCCGAGAUCAUCCAGAACGAAAUGAGACGGGCUCGGUUGCUGCAGGGCGCCCCGAACAUCGGCAUCCCUGCGUCGGCGGCUCUUCUUGCGAUGAAGCCGACUUCGGGCACCAAACGACACCAAUCGAAUUCCGGCCUCAACGACCAGCCGAACAACACGGCCCACAAGAAAAGUGACGUCAACAGCAAGGAGAACGUCACCAUCUACCCCAUCUACAAUGCGAAAAACAGAUACUGGGCAGCGUCGUAUCCCCAUUUGCUGUGCACCACCCGGCAAAAGGGGAAGGCGUCGUCGAAUCAUAAUUCGUAUCAGGACCUGUCUCCCAGCGGCGUCUAUGAGAAGACCUCAAACGGGAAACGGCCACUCUUCUAUUUCCACAUCAAAGCCACGCUAUUCUCACCAUCCGGUCGCUUCUCCACCGCUCACACCCUUUCCCUGCCGUUCACCAUCGCCACGCGCAGGAAUCAGGAUUGCCAAGUGCAACGGAUGAUGUCCUCCUAUACGGCGACCAUCUUCUGGCUAUACGGGUGCCACUUACAGGAUGGACUGCUUUUACAGUGGUCGGAUCAGGGCAUGCUAUGGGGAAAAUUCGUACAACUCUACAAACAACACUUCAAAACGAAUGCCGGCGUCAACCGGGGGCUCAUCGACCAAGAUUUCGAGCUGCUCCAAUACAAAUUGCAAUGCCAGGACUGCCAGAGCGGCGACUCGAGCGCCAGAAUCAAUGGCGCACAGCAAAUCGUGACCUUCAAGAACAUUCUGUGCCCCCAUCUGCGAUACGAGUGCGGCUCGACGAACGUGCGGUUCUCGGUAUGGCGCGGAAUGUUGGAGCUGCUCCAGAUUUUCCACGAUGGCCGCAACAACGUGCGAAAUUUGUGGGAAAUGGGCUUCUUGCUCGGCUUUCUUGAAUUCGACCAGGUUGACCAGCUACUCGAAAAGCGCCAGUCCACGCUUAUCAUGCGCUUAUCGUUCGUGACUGGAGGCACCAUCUGCUUCACGCUCAAAUCCAAUGCCCAUGCUGUCGACGCGGGCGUGAUGAAACCCAUCCACCUGGAGCCGUUGGAUUUAAAAAAGCUGCAAGCGAAAUGUCUGAUGGACUAUCUACGAGACAUUGCCGAUGCUGAGAAAGUGAAAUACAUCAUGAACUCACAACUCGAACUGGUGCGCAUCACCGACGUGCUGCGCCUGAUGAAAGAGAAAAAGGGGAAUUCGCAAGCCCCGGACAACGGCGAGGACAGUCGACAAAUCUCGAGCAACGUCACCCAUUCCGGGGAUCUGGACGCGAUGCAGAACAUCAGGUUUACGGCGAUGCGUAUUGCUGUCGUUACUUGUAAGGUGAAGCCGCCCUCUGCUGACCUUAUGCUGCAUGAGGUGGAAAACGAGCGGCCAAACCUUGCCGGCCGCCUGUCCGCCCUGCUGUCGCCGCACGACGACUUUGCCCGCGAGCUUGUCCAGCUGUGUAAUUUCCACGGCAAGGGCAAGCAGGAGGCGAUGAACAUCCUGGACUCGGUGGCUGACCAAUAUUUCUCACCACACAACCCGUCGGCCCCCAGCUCCAUCGGCACGCCCUACACUUCUUAUACGAGAGGCUCAACCCCGAUGAUGGAGUCACCACAUACAAACGGUAUCCUCCAUUCCUUCGAAGAUAUGGACCACACGGGCUUCAAAUACGACCACGGCAGCUAUUCA